Messenger RNA from Pocillopora verrucosa, 1202 nucleotides. RefSeq names its product CCR4-NOT transcription complex subunit 9. The record is from RefSeq and is a predicted model, not a curated record. Gene Ontology annotation, cellular component: CCR4-NOT complex; P-body; CCR4-NOT core complex. Gene Ontology annotation, biological process: negative regulation of translation; mRNA catabolic process. Lineage: Eukaryota; Metazoa; Cnidaria; Anthozoa; Scleractinia; Pocilloporidae.
CUUUGAAUCAUCAUGUUUCCAGUUCUAAAGGAAAGGUCCUGUUUGUGAGAACCAUCAACAUAUACUUAUAGAACAGAGAACAAGCAAAGAAAUAUGAUGCAUCAACUUGGACAACAGCGAGGAUUUCCUCACAGCCAUCCUACACAGGCUUCAAACUUGUCUGAAAUGGAAAGAGAGAAAAUUUAUACUUGGGUUCUUGAGCUGUCUAGUCCUGAUACAAGAGAGCAUGCACUGCUGGAGCUCAGCAAAAAAAGGGAAGUUGUUCCUGAUUUAGCACCUAUGCUGUGGCAUUCAUUUGGAACCAUUGCGGCAUUGUUGCAGGAAAUAGUUAACAUUUAUCCAGUUAUAAACCCUCCAAAUCUCACGGCCCAUCAGUCUAACCGUGUUUGUAAUGCUCUGGCUCUUCUACAAUGUGUUGCCUCUCAUCCUGAAACUAGGUCAGCAUUUUUACAAGCACACAUCCCCUUGUUCCUUUAUCCUUUCCUUCACACCACAAGUAAAACAAGGCCAUUUGAGUAUCUGAGAUUAACUAGCCUUGGAGUUGUAGGAGCUCUAGUAAAGACUGAUGAAGCUGAAGUUAUCAAUUUCCUCCUCACAACAGAAAUAAUUCCUUUGUGCUUAAGAAUCAUGGAAUCUGGUAGUGAACUGUCAAAGACUGUAGCAACAUUUAUAUUGCAAAAAAUUCUUCUUGAUGAGACAGGGCUAUCAUAUAUUUGCCAAACAUAUGAGAGGUUUUCUCAUGUGGCCAUGAUCUUGGGGAAGAUGGUGUUAGCUUUAGCUAAGGACCAGUCAGCAAGGCUACUGAAACAUGUGGUUAGGUGUUACCUUCGCCUCUCAGACAAUCCCAGGGCCCGUGAAGCUCUUAGACAGUGUCUACCUGAUCAACUGAAAGAUGGUACAUUUUCUAACUGUCUGAAGGAUGAUGCAUCUACCAAACGAUGGCUCAGCCAGCUUAUGAAGAACUUACAAGAUCCCAGCUUAUCUGACCCAAGGGGAAUACCUCUGCCCCCUUAAAAUCGACCUAUUGAAAAAAAUCAAACCUUUGUAAAUAUACCUUUCUUUGUUUUGGAAAUCUCUGUACCAUGGUAUUUUUGUAGACCAAUAUCAGUAAAGUCUAAAUUGUACAGGGGUUAUUUUGGAUAUGGUUACUUCUUCAUAAAGUCUGAAGCAAUAAAUAUAAUCAAAACCUCGAUUCACAGCAA